AUUUCUCUUUCCCCCAUGUCGAUUCAAUUCCUCUUCCACAAAUCUUCCCGCAAAACGCCUCCGAUGAAAGGGCUGAAACUUCAAUGUUCUUCCUUAAACCUCCAUUCAAGAUCCAUGCGGACCUUCCAGAUCGCCCAUUCAAGAUCCAUGCGGACUCUCACAAUAAGUGAGAUUGCUGCGUUCCUCAAACGUGAGCCUGCUAAGGUUGCCUACUUUGACUGCAUUGCCACAAUUGAUGAUGUCAAGCUUGGGGCUGAGUGGUAUUACAUUGCUUGCAAAGAUUGCCAGACCAAGCUAAACCGUGGUCCGACAACCUUGCUUUGUCCAAAAUGCCGCAAUGAAGAUGCUACUGCAUUAGCCAACUAUCGGGUGGAGCUUUCUGUCUAUGAUAAUGAGGAGCAGUGCACGUUCAUCAUCCUCGGAGAUACUGGAAAAGAGCUCACUGGCAGAAAAGCAUCAGAGUUGAUUGACGCCUAUGUUCAGGAGAACGGUGGAGAUGAGGCUGAGCUUGAAGUUCCACUGCCACAGUGUUUUAUUGACACAAUUGGCCAGACAAAGAAAUUCAGGAUCAAGGUCUCCCCCUACAAUUUCACUUCAACCCGACUUUCCUUGACUGCUACCAAGAUAAUCUCACCAGCAGUUUUACCACCAAAUAAUACGCCACUUUCUCUUCUUGGCGCACAAAACCAUCGUCCAGGAGCUGAAGUGGAAAUCUUAGAGGUAGCUGAGAGCAGUGGUGGUGGUGCUUCGGCCACUGACGACCAGAAGGAAGCUAAGCGUAUCAAGCGUAGUGGCUAGAUCUCAUACACCAAAAUCACUCCACCAGUGGCUGGUACAGACUGUCUAGUCAGCAUGCUUCCCUAAUAACAGUCUUAUUUCUCUUUAGUCAUUUUGUUUUCCAUUUUGCUAAGACAAUUUCAUUUUGCUAAAACGUUAUGGAUUUCUUAUCUUAUUAAGUUGUUUGGUUUUCAUUCCUACCUUGGUUAUGCAGUCUUAUAAAUUUUAUGUAUUCGUAUUCAUUAUUGUA
Messenger RNA from Brassica napus (rape), 1027 nucleotides. RefSeq lists its product as uncharacterized. The record is from RefSeq and is a predicted model, not a curated record. The transcript is spliced from 4 exons. The coding region runs from base 16 to 798 and encodes 260 amino acids. Lineage: Eukaryota; Viridiplantae; Streptophyta; Magnoliopsida; Brassicales; Brassicaceae.